AAACGGGUGGAUUUGAAAGUCGGGCGCGUAUUUCAGCAGCUGUGACAUUUAUCUCGAGUAAAAAUGGAGGCCAGUAAACAGUCACCUUGUGCCUUUAAAACACCUUGCAAGCCUGCAAAAGUGAAAAGUCCAGCCAGUGCAUGUGGGACCCCAGUCACCAUUCCUGCCUCUCCCUUCAUGAAGAAGCUUGGCUGUGGGACUGGAGUUAAUGUCUAUCUCAUGAACAGGAUGGGUAAGCAGACUAAUUCGCCAUGGGCCAUCAAGAAGAUCAACAUCAAGUGUGCAAAGAGUCAGAUGAAUGUCUAUCAGAAGCGUCUGUGCGAGGAGGCAAAGAUCUUAAAAGACCUGCACCACCCCAAUAUCGUUGGGUUCAGAGCUUUUACCACAGCAAAGGACGGUUCCAAGUGUUUAGCGAUGGAGUAUGGUGGCGAGCAGUCUCUAAAUGAUCUCAUUGAGAGGAGAAGAGAGGAGGACCUACAAGCAUUUCCAGUGGCCACUAUUGAAAAAGUGGCUCUUCAUGUUGCACGUGGCUUACAGUACCUGCACAAUGAGAAAAAGCUUUUGCAUGGAGACAUGAAAUCAUGCAAUGUUGUCAUCAAGGGCGACUUUGAAAGCAUAAAAAUCUGUGAUGUUGGCGUGUCUCUCUUGCUGGAUGAGAACAUGCAGGUGAGUGAUCCAAAGGCCCGCUACAUUGGAACUGAGCCAUGGAAGCCUAAGGAAGCUUUGGAGGAUGGAAUCAUCACUGACAAAUCUGAUAUCUUUGCAUAUGGGCUCACGCUUUGGGAGAUGAUGUCUCUUUCUGUCCCUCACCUGGAGAUGCUGGACACGGAGGGUGAUGAUAAUGAUAAUGAUGAUGACUCCUUUGACGAGGAAGACUUUGAUGAAGAUGCAUAUUACGAGAGACUGGGGACUCGACCAGCUUUGGAUUCAACCACUCUUGGUGGAGCUUACCAGAGGAUGGUGGAGCUCUUCUGUCUCUGUACAGAACAAGACCCUCAUAAAAGACCCUCUGCAGCUCACAUUGUCCAGGUGCUGGAAUCCAACAACCAGCUUUGUAAUAAAGACAGUGAGGUCAUUGUAAUUGAUUAACCAUUAAAUUCCUGUCCAACUGAAAUGUAUUACUGUUACUGUUUUACUUGUGUCAUUUUACUUUGUGGGUUAUUUCUUUGUCAUGUUGUAAAUACUUUGCUGUUAAGAAAUAAAUCAUUAUGUACUCUUGACAUUUAUGUUUAGAUAAAUUGUAGAAACUAGUGGCCACAAUGCCGUUUAAAAAAUAAA
This is a messenger RNA of Xyrauchen texanus (razorback sucker), 1278 nucleotides long. Its product is annotated as lymphokine-activated killer T-cell-originated protein kinase homolog. Gene Ontology annotation, molecular function: protein serine/threonine kinase activity; ATP binding. The transcript has 8 exons. Gene Ontology annotation, biological process: protein phosphorylation. The record is from RefSeq and is a predicted model, not a curated record. The coding region runs from base 64 to 1089 and encodes 341 amino acids. Lineage: Eukaryota; Metazoa; Chordata; Actinopteri; Cypriniformes; Catostomidae.